AUGACUAAACUCACAGCUGCCGAUCGCAGGCUAACUGCUAACAUUGACUUUCUCAAACGUCUUCAAAAGUCGAAAGACACGAAGCGGAUUCUGAAGAAGGCUUCUUGUAGUCAACUGGGCUGUCUCAUCGAGUCGAUGCACAACGUUAACAAUGGAAACGUACCUUUGCACAAGUAUGAAGUCCGCAAGCUGAAACGACAUCUUGGCACGAUCGACGCGUUGUCACGUCAGCGUCAAGUGGAGGCGGCGCGUCACGGUCUUAUACAGACAGUUCCCUUUACCCCUGGGCCUACCUCAUCUACUUCUGCUUCUACCCCUCCAAUUAUUAAAGGCGACGGUGCUCCUUUCACUCGUUUUACUCAAGAUGAUGUCGAUAAGCAACGGCUGCAGGUGCUCGACCAGCAAAUGCAGCGUACUCUAAACGACAAACGUAUCCCCGACAACGUCAAGACACCCCACUACAAUCAGCUCCUUGCCGUGUUCACUGACCUGCUCGCAGAGUUGCGCAAGCGUCACCCUCAAACUAAACGAGAGCCAUCUCCCGAUCGAUACCCGAUGCCCACUGAUUUGACGUAUCCAGAGCCGGACCGGGAGCCAGAGUCCGAGCCUGAGGUGGGGCCUCCACCGAAGAAGAAGGCUAGGCUGAAGGCAAAAACCAAGCUCCCCAUCGUCACGCCUUCGCCACGUUUGCUGCGCAGUGGCAAAAACUUUGGCAAGGAUUUUAUUGCAGAGUUGAACAAGAGCUUCCCACGCGUAGAGUCAGUAAAAGGACGUCUGAUUGACGGAAAACUGGUGAUGGACGGUGAAAUUGACAGGAUCGUCACUCAUCUGAAUUCUCCCGUGAAUAGACGGAGAGGCACACCUGUACAUCUCGAUCACGUGUUUGAUGCACUCGAGCGCGCUAGCCCGUCUUCCCCAUUCAGCGCCUACUACCACACACCCGGCAACGACGACUUUGAAGAGGAGGUCGUCGACACUUCGCGUACGCCCCGCUAUCAGAAGACUCCUGGUAAGAAGGAGAAAAAGUCAGACAACCUAUUCACACCUCGAAACUACUCUACAAGGCAC
This is a messenger RNA of Mesorhabditis spiculigera, 1068 nucleotides long. The record is from the annotation of a GenBank genome assembly. Lineage: Eukaryota; Metazoa; Nematoda; Chromadorea; Rhabditida; Rhabditidae.